This is a messenger RNA of Vitis riparia (riverbank grape), 1674 nucleotides long. Its product is annotated as GATA transcription factor 19-like. NCBI's taxonomy places the organism in Eukaryota, Viridiplantae, Streptophyta, Magnoliopsida, Vitales, Vitaceae. The coding region runs from base 147 to 1367 and encodes 406 amino acids. Gene Ontology annotation, biological process: regulation of DNA-templated transcription. The record is from RefSeq and is a predicted model, not a curated record. The transcript has 13 exons. Gene Ontology annotation, molecular function: sequence-specific DNA binding; zinc ion binding; protein binding.
AAUGAUAAAUUUAUUAAUUUUUCUUUCAUUUUCGGAAAGCUGUCUACAAGCGAAACACACGGUUAGGGUUUCGAGUUUUACUGAGAAAAUGAAGUUUCUAUGCGUUUGGAGGGAGAGAGAAAGUGAGAGAAGGUGAUGCUUGUAGGAUGGAGACAGUGAAUCCGAGGCCACUGCAAGCGCUUCCAUUCGAAGAGCAUGACGAUGAUAGCAUGCAAGUACCAAUUGAGAUCAACGGCAACGAGGGAGGGUUCGAAGUGGAGGAUGUUACUGGAGGUGGUGGGGAGGCGGUGAGUGGAGGAGAAGGUGGGAAGAUGAGUUCAGUGAACGCUGAUGAGAAGAGCUCUGUGGUUGCGCAGCGCACCAGUGAGCUCACCAUAUCGUUUGAGGGUGAGGUUUAUGUCUUCCAUGCGGUCACACCUGAUAAGGUGCAAGCAGUGCUAUUGCUUUUGGGAGGGCAUGAAACACCUAGUAGUGUGUCUAGCUCAGAAUUUCUAUUACAGCAGAAUAUGAAGGGCUUAGUUGAUGCCUCAAAAUGCUCAAAUCUUCCACGACGAAUCGCUUCCUUGAUUAGGUUUCGUGAAAAACGGAAAGAGAGAUGCUUUGAGAAGAAAAUUCGGUAUACUUGCCGAAAGGAGGUUGCUCAAAGGAUGCAUCGUAAGAAUGGGCAGUUUGCAUCAGUGAAAGAGAGUUUCAAAAUGGCUACUGGAAACUGGGAUCCAAGCUCUGGUACUCCUUGUCCAGAAUAUGUUUUCCGUAGAUGUCAACAUUGUGGGAUUAGUGAAAAGUCUACUCCAGCAAUGCGCCGUGGGCCAGCUGGUCCAAGAUCUCUUUGCAAUGCUUGUGGGCUUAUGUGGGCAAACAAGGGCACCUUGCGUGAUCUUUCAAAAGGGAGUAGGAUGAUUCCUUUUGGCCAAGAUGAGCUGGAAACAUCAGAUGAUAUUAAGCCUGUAACCAUGGAACAAGAAAGGGCCUAUGGCAACCAUGAUGAGCCGCAGGGAAGCUCUGAAGAGAUGAAACCUGUACCAUUGGAGUCAGGAAAUCCUACUACUGGACAACAAAAUGAACAGGAUUUGCUGGAAACUGCUGUAGCUCUAGUUGAUCAUUUACCUGUACCAGUGGAUAAUUCGUCUAUCAACCCUGAUGAGCAGGUUUCUCACUUGAAUGCAAUCAAACGGAUUUUGAAAUAUAUGAAGGGAACUCAUAGUCAUGGCUUUCUCUAUCAAUCCUUGGGACAUUUUCGCAUUGAAGGAUAUGCUUACUUUGAUUGGGCAGGAUCUCCUCAUGAUAGGAAAUCAACAAUUGGUUAUUGCAUUUUUCUUGUAGGAGAAUACAGAAGUGCUUGCCAAUGUUUCAGGGACAGAUUUUGAGAUUCCUACGAACUUUGACGAGCAGGUUACUCUCAAAAGUUCAUGAAUACCAACUUACAGGUUGACGUUGGUGAUUCCAACAUGGCAACUGACUGGCCUGAGAAUUGAGAUCAUACCAUGUGCUCAUGACAUUGGACUCUUUUUAAGUGCAUGGUCUUGUCUGACCUGGACAAAGAUGCAAUUUACAUUUAUGGAGAUGAUAUAUGUUGAUAGAGCGAAUUUUCUUGCUUAUAAGUUUCUGGACAUCCAUCUUAGAACUUCAUUCAAUUUAUAUAUUAUGAUCAGUUUUACAUGUGGUUUUCUUGGC